AUGGCUCGUACGAAGAAUUGGGCUCGUAAGUCGACCGGAGGAAAGGCACCAAGGAAGCAACUCGUUCGAGCGAUCUUUGCUGCUGCUCUUAAGCCAGCGCCAGUAACAGGACGAGUGAAGAAGCCUCGUCGUUACCGCCCUGGAACCGUAGCUCUUCGUGAAAUUCGCAAGUAUCAGAAGGGCACCAAGCUGCUCACCAGGAAGAUGCCCUUCCAGAGGCUCGUCAGGGAGAUCGCCCAGCUUCAUCACACGAGUGACCUGCGUUUCCAGAGCCAUGCGAUCCUUGCUCUGCAGGAGGCGGCAGAGGCGUAUCUCGUGGGUCUCUUCGAGGACACCAACCUGUGUGCCAUCCAUGCCAAGCGAGUGACCAUCAUGCCCAAAGAUGUUCAUCUGGCUACCAGGAUCCGUGGCGAGAGGCACUAA
Molecule: messenger RNA, 423 nt
Organism: Miscanthus lutarioriparius
Lineage: Eukaryota; Viridiplantae; Streptophyta; Magnoliopsida; Poales; Poaceae
Source: the annotation of a GenBank genome assembly